Messenger RNA from Hyalella azteca, 2557 nucleotides. RefSeq names its product transmembrane protein 145. Gene Ontology annotation, biological process: response to pheromone; G protein-coupled receptor signaling pathway. The coding region runs from base 249 to 2498 and encodes 749 amino acids. The transcript is spliced from 13 exons. NCBI's taxonomy places the organism in Eukaryota, Metazoa, Arthropoda, Malacostraca, Amphipoda, Hyalellidae. The record is from RefSeq and is a predicted model, not a curated record.
ACGUCCUAGUUAGUAUAAAACAACACUUCAAGUUAAUCCGUUUACUUGAAACCAACUUUUAUCUUGAAACUAUUAUGACCGUUAACAAAUAUUUUCCUCGGACCAGUUUGAUAGGAAUUCAUAGAGGCUCAUUCUUUUUUUAAUAACAAAGAAAAGCACAAGGACGAUUCAGGAAUGCUUGAAGGUUUGCAAGUCACGCAACAUCAUCGACAUGCAUAACGUGCAGCUAGCAGCGCAAUCGUCGUUGCAUGGCAGUUAUGGCCAAUUACGAGCAAGCUUUUGCAUUAACCUGUAUUAGUCAUAAUCGAAAACAUGCAGCGAAAUGUGAUCAUGAAUAUCAAACUCAUGAAUAUUGUUGUGAAUCCAGCCUUCGCAAGAAAUGGUUUCGUAAAUCUGCCGCUUGGUUGAGAAAAAGAAAUUUGUUGGGUAUUUCCAUCGAAUCGCAGACGAUCCAAGUGCUCUUUUCAUCGGUUUUAAAUCAUCUCACCGUGUAUUUGUGGACUUUAUUACGAGCUGAAAGAACGACAAGAACAAUUAAUAGGUGCAAAACGAUGCAAAGUGUGCGAACAAUGACGAACCGUAAUUUUUGUUUGAUUAUUUUGGCUCUGAGUCUUUGCGGGUCUGUCGUUGAGGCUAAAUACGUUGAAGGAUAUUUGAAGACACCUAAUAACUGGGCUUUCCUUACGCGGUUUUGCUUCCUGUCCAACGAAGGGAAGUUCACCUUCGAUGUCGAAUACGAAGUUGAACACAACACCCAUCAGAAGCUGCUGCUCUACUACGAUGAACCUCAUCAGUGGCAAGCCGUCUACAAAACUGAUAAAACGUGUCAUGAGAAGGAAAACGUCAUGAAAGUCGCCAGAAAUCAGUUCAUCAACCUGACGCUCUUCGCUCGCAUGUCGGAGUGUGAGCUUAUCAGGACUUUGCCAGCCAACCAGAGCUCCAUGCACUGCCAGGGCGACAGGGUAUUCACCAGCUCGAGAGAACGCUGGUGGUUCAUCGGCCUGAGUAACUGUGAGGCAACGCAGGGCCUUAACCUGAAAUACAGAUUUGUGCUCACCAAUGGCUACAGUUACUGGUACAAGCACUUCUCUGCCGACGAAUUUUUUAUCUUGCAAACAAAUAUGAGCGCAAUCACCAUCGAGAUGGCCAUCUUCUUCUUGAGUCUUAUGAGCGCCUCUGAACUGAAGCGGCGACAGAUGUUACACUCGACGUACCGUCUCUACAUCUACGCGGUGGUGCUGCACAUCUGUGGACUGGUGCUGUUAUCGGCGCACUAUGGCCGAUAUGGCGUCGAUGGCAUAGGCUAUCCGUACGUCAAAGUUUUCGGUCGUGUUUUUUCGAGCAUAAGCACGAUCAUCACGGUGCUGUUCGUGCUGCUCAUGGCCAAAGGCUACAACAUCACCAGAGGCAGGCUCAGGUCGCGCACUACGGUCCGACUCACCGCCUUCAUGAGCAUAUACACCGUCACUUAUGCUAUGCUGUUCGUAUACGAGCAACAGUUUUUCGACCCGGGCGAAGUGCUGUACCUGUACGAGAGUGCUGCAGGGUACGGUCUGGUCACGCUCAGGCUGCUGGGCUGGCUCAUGCUGCUCUACAGUUGCUUCUUCACGCUCAAGCAUUAUCCUGACAAGGGAAGAUUCUAUACUCCAUUCCUCAUAUUCUACACUCUUUGGUUCAUCGCUGGUCCUGUGGUGAUAUUGAUCAGCAAUCUUGUCAUCGACAAAUGGGUGAGAGAAAAAGUUGUCAAUGGAGUGGAACAAGCCAUCGUCAUCUGCGGCCACAUCUUCUUUCUGUUCAUAACGCGUCCGAAUGCUGCGAAUUUCCCAUACCACGUACGCACGACGCAAAUCAUGGCGAUGGAGAAGACAGAGAACGGUAAGCUCGGUAACAACUCCCUGGACAAGUUCUCUACCCACGUGUACGCACCGGACGUUCCUGAAGGGCCUAAGAAUUACACUUCUCCUGACCUCUUCAUCGUCUCUGGCUCCGUUCAUAUGAGACCUGUUAUGAAUAUGUCAACCUUAGGCAGAAUCGACGAGCAACAAAAUCACUGGAAGGAAACUCCUCCUUUCCCUAUAGCAUCGGAACGAAAUUACUCCGCGGACAACAGUUCCUUGUCGAACAGCAGCAGAGCUUUGCUCUCCUCUGACCUCAAGAACUUCCCGUCAAGUAACGUCAAGUUUCAGGUCGAGACUCGUCGUAGUUCUGUUCCUACAACCAAUUCCGUCCCUCCUGUGUGCGAUUCAAGCUCUAACGGAUCUGUAGCUCAUCUAAGUGAACUGGAGGAGCGGUCGAAGCAGGACCAAAACAAGUCAAAACGCGGACGGCGUACGAGUGUUGCUGGAGGGGAGAAGGAUGGAGGUUUCAAAGGACGCCUCAAGCCGCUUUCUGCUUUGCCUCCAUUAAGAUCAAAGGCCGCUACCACGACCUCGUCCACCGUGUAUAAAGUGAUCAACCCUUCAGCGCCCCCGCUCUCAGAGGCGCCACCCGAUGCCUGAAGCGCAUUGCUAGAUUAUACUUUAAAAAAAAGGUAAGAGAUCGCAAGUUCAUCAGCCAA